CCAAAACUUUUUGAGAAAGGUACAUAUGAAAUUGAGUUUUUACUGGAGAAAGGAAGGGACUAGGGUUAUCGGAGCGACACGUCGGAGAAAAGACGUGGCGGUGAGUGGGAUGCACCUCUGGUAGUAGGACUCUGGCGUACACGUCAGCGAAGCAUUCCUGAACCAUUGUCGUGUCGUGUGUGUUCCUUAACGUUGCGUUGUAUUGUGUUGUCAUAUAUCAUCGUGAGUUUGGGUUUUUGUGUGUGUCUCUCCACCCCUGCUUGAUUCCCUAUUCGAUCGAAUUAGGGGUUUUCUUCUCAUUAAUUUUUCUCUUUGCACGUUCAAAUCCAAUCCAAUGUCUCUCCCUGACUCUCCUGUGCCCGAUGAUAUCGAGACCGAUCCAUCCGAAGAAGAGGAAGAAGUCGAAGAAGAAACAGAGGAGGAGGACGAAGCUGAAGAAGUGGAAGAGGAGGAGAUUGAGGAAGAAGUAGAGGAGGAAGAUUUUGAAGAAGAGGUAGAGGAGGAAGAGGUCGAGGAAGUAGAUGAGGAAGAAGUGGAUGAGGAAGUAGAGGAGGAAGUGGAAGAGACGGAGUUAGAAGAAGAGGAAGACGAAGAGGGAGAGGGAGAACAAGAAGUAGAGGAAGAAGAGAUAGAGGGAGAAGAAGAAGAAGAAGAAGAAGUAGAAGUUGAGGUAGAAGAAGAGGAAGAGGGAGAACAAGAAUUAGAAGAAGGGGAGGAAGAAGUCCAAGAGAAUGAAGGAGAAGAAGAGAAACAAGAACAAGAAGCACUGGAGGAUAAUAAAGAAGACCAACAACAGAAACAAAGAGAAGCAGUGGAGGAGAAGAAGGAAGAGCAACCACAACAACAAGAAGCAGCAGCGAAGGAGAAGAAGGAAGAGCAACGACAGCAACAAGAAGAAGCAGUGGAGGAGAAGAAGAAAGAGCAAGAACAGCAACAAGAAAAAGCUAUGGAGGAGAAGAAGAAAGAACAACAAUUGAAACAAGAAGCAAUAAAAGAGAAAGAGGGACAACAAAAAGAAGCAGUAAGGGAGGACAGAUUGGCGGUGACAGGUUCUCCAUCCGAUGCUGAUUUGAGCCUACAAAUGGAGUCUAAGGAACAAGACAAAAACUUGGGGCCAGAUUAUUCUGUGGCUGAAAACCCUGAAGUAAUUCCACCAUCUAGUGUGCAUUGCAUGGAAGAGACUGAUGCCAUGCUCAAAAUAUCUGUUCCUUCAUGUGAGAUACUGACAUUGAGAAAGGAAGAGCUUCACCUGAAAUAUGACAUUUCAAGUCAUUCGAAAUCUAGAGAAAAUCUGACUAAUGUUGAAAAUUGUAGAAGUCAAGGACUAGAAGUUGAUGUUGAAAAUGCUGGAUCCCUUCUACAGAAGGAAACACAGGGUGGAUACAGUGAGUUAGGUUGCAAUAGCAAGGCUAAUUUAUGUGAUGAUAAUGAUAUUGAUUCCAGGGUCAGGGCCACCAAGUCAUCUAGUGAUACUGGACAAGAUAUGGUCAAUUGCCUGCUUCCAAAAGAUUGUAUUGUUGAGGAUGCUAGUGGUGGUCAGAGUUCUAGGAACAAUAUCAAGCAGUUAGAGAGGGAGGAGUCAAGGGAUGAUAUGAAGCAAACACUGUCAAGCAGGACUAGAAGUAUGUCUCCCAGUGCUGAAAUUAAAAACACAAACAAACGACCAAAAAUUAUAUGUGAUUUUUUUGCUAAAGGAUGGUGUAUCAGAGGUAGUUCUUGUAGCUUUCUUCAUAUAAAAGAUACUGUGGAUAAGACAGAUCAGGAGGCUGAAGCUGACUUAGUUACUGCUCAUCAGAAGAGAAAAUUGAAAGUGGAAGAAGGUGUUAAGGACAAUGUUCAGAGAAUAAGGAUGAAUGACCAAGAACAAACUCCUAGUUGGCAUCCAUCUCAAGAAAAACAGAACUUUAUGCAGAGGGACAACUUGUUUCCAGAGAAUAGAUUUGCAUUUAGUUCAACAAGCAAUUAUUUCAACCUAAAUCAGGAUGGAAUGACUACUCUUCGGAACCAACAUAUAUACAAAGGACAUGCUUCCACUCUUUUGAACCAUUCACCAAAUUCAAGCCUGGUUACUCAAUUUCCAUCUUCAAGUAUGUCACUCUCUCACCGGAUUUCUUCUCAAUCAGAAUGCUCAUUGCCUUUUAAUUCAUCUUUGGGGGCUGGUACCCAAAAGAUUUUGAGCACUGAUAAAGAAUAUCUCACAUUUAAGUCCACUUUCUCUGGUUCAGGGCGGGAGGAUUUUCGUCUAGUUAGUUCUUCCAGCGUUCCAUCUUAUCCCACUAGAUAUAAAUCAAAAAUCUGUUCUUAUGAUUGGGAACCUUCUGUGCCCUUCCGGCCAUCCUUUUUUAUUACUCCCAUGAAUGUAUCAUCUCCUGGAGAUCUUUAUGAUCCUCUUCGCGAUAGCAUUGAGAUACCUAAUAUAGGGGAUGGGUCUUUGAAGGCUUCCCUUUUAAUUCAAGGAUCUAACGUACUGGCUUCAUCACAGGCUCCGAUUUAUGGUGAUUCUGCUGUGAUUGGGAAAUACACGUCCAGUGUUAAUGAUGACAAAAGUUCUGUAUCUUCUCAUAAUAAACUUUAUGAAAAUGAGCCAAACAAAAACUCUGUUCCUCAUGAAAAGAAUACUGAAACAGAGAUAACGUCAGGAACUUGUGUAAACUAUCAAAAUGGUAAAAUUGGCACAGGACAAAAUACCUUAGGUGUUGCAGAUAGUACAAAAAAGGAGAGAGAAAUGACUGAGCAUGAUGCUAGACGACAUGGUGAAGGAUCAGGGCACAAAACAAAGAGAGGAGACAGGGAUAAGAAAAAUCAUGAAAUAGAUGUUGACUUUCAGAUGGAUGGCAGCAUGCAGAAGGAACCAAAGGCACUAAAAAUGUUACGUGCAGCUCUUGUUGAUCAUGUAAAAGAGUUGUUAAAACCAGUUUGGCAUGAGGGUCGUCUUAGCAAGGAUGCACAUAUUAUGAUAGUCAGAAAAUCAGUUGACAAGGUUGUUAGCACCAUAGAGCCCCAUCAGAUUGCUACCAUAGAUACUGCCAAGCAAUAUGUUUCUUCAAGUCGGGCAAAAAUUGCAAAGCUGGUCAAUGGAUAUGUCAACAAAUAUGGCAAAUCUUGAUAUGCAAGCCAAAACACUUUUUUGUACAGUCCUGAUCAAUUGCCUGGUCGUAGUUCAUGAAAAGUUCUGUCUGAGGCUCUCUUUUUCAUAAAGAAGGUUGAUUUGGAAUUUUUUGGUUUUGAAUUUUCUUCAAAAUAUUUAUGCAUCUUUUUAUCCGUGCCUUCUCUUGUUUGUUCCAUUCUAGAGUAAACUUGCAUGAAUUGCAUGGUUUAUGAGGAUAUCUUAUUUUCCUUAAUUUACAUGAUUACAUUUAAUUGUUUAAUAGCAGUUGGUCUAAUUUUCAAGCAUUUCAAGAUCUUUAGCAGCAACUUGGAAAGACGGAUGGGAUGCUUUAUUUUUUUUUAUCGUUUUCAUGUCUGAAAUCUCGAAAUUAUUGUAAAUGUGUUGAUGUCCAGUACUUUAUAGUUCAGUGCUUUAAAUCCUAAAUGACGGUGGGUAUUGGCUGGCUCCAAAAAAGCUAUAGUAUGAUUACUCACGCGUGUACUACCAAAUAUCUUUUCUUCAUUAUAGUUAGAAUCCUCAAGCGUGUACUGGGUAUACAAUUACAAACAAUCCUUUGAAGAUGUUUUCAAAGUGGUACCAUCUUCCUUGACCUAUUUUGUGAAUGGUUUGUUGACUUUUUUCUCUAUAAGCAUUUGCCCUGACACAACACCCACUGCUACAUUUUUGCUAUAUGGUAGUUGUCGUGCUCUUUGAGAAUAUUUUCUUUUUGGUAGUCUUCAAGCUCUGAAAGUACAUUUGCUCUCCAAUAGUCAUCGUGCUCUCCGAGCAUUAUUUUCUCUUGAACAAAAGUUAUGUCCUUAAGCAUUCUUUGGUAGUAUUCCAAAACCUAUGACCCAGCCUCACAAUCAAGCUGCCCUUCUUUGUAACCACUAUGUUGCUUGACUCAUGGCCUACUGCCACCAUGUGCUCCUAAUUUCUUUGCAUGUUACACAUUUGCACCAAAUUGAUGCUUGGAACUUAGCUAGUUCCUAGAGAUUACAUUUUCACACACGCACACCAAAUCGAUGUGUGAAACUGUGUCAUUGUUUUGUCAGCUCUAGCAACCAACUAACUAAAAUGUUCAUGAAGUCUCAAGGAAUGUUGUGUUAACGACAUUUCUAAAAUGCUUGAGGAAGAGUGUUAAAGAUAUGAUUUGAUUGCAUCAAAUUGGGAAAUAUUUUAGCAAAUAUUUCCCUUUAUUAGUUAUUGAUUUUGUUCCUUGCUAUUGUAUCUCUUUUUCAUUAUAUAUAAGAGUUAAUGUAUGUACAAGAUGUACAAGUAUAAACAAUCUUUUGAUAUAGCAAUUAGAGUUGGCAGUUUCAACCCAAAAAGACCUUUUGGCCUCUUUGUUGUUGAAUAACUCACUUUGACUUUAGCAAGCAUUUCUUUGGUUUUAGCAAGCAUUUGAAUAAAACCAUUAAUGCCUUGCAUUGCUUUAGAAUUAAGACCCAUUCUUUGACUUUUGUACAAGAACUUGGGUUUAGAAAAUAGAUUGUUACAUGUAAUGGAUAGUAGAGUUGAACUUCUCAUCUUUUAUCUGUGAUUGCAAGAGUUCAAAUAAUUUCUUCUCGAUCUUCAUGCCCCUAGAAGCAUCACUAUUCUUCACAAACAUUAAUCUUUCUUAAGAAGGGGAGACUUUUAAGCCUAUCUCAACUGACUUGUAAGAGACUUUAAGCCUAUCUCAACUGACUUGUAAGAUGAAGUUUAUGUCUACUUAUAUAUUGUAAAUUCACUUUAUCUUUAGUCCAUGUGUGACACAUACAUCUUAAGCAUGAGACUAGACAUAUAUAAGUGGUUCGAUAGUGGUCUAAUAGCAGGUGACUUGUAGGAAUGACAAUGGGUCGGGUCAGGCACAAAUAGUGCCUAUUCGCUACCCGACCCACAACAAAUUAAUCAACUCGUUACCUGUCCUGUUACUCGUCAGAUACCAUUUUAAAAAAACCCACGAGUAUUUUAAAACCCGCGGAUAAUCCAUGGAUACUUGGAUAUUUAAAAUAAGAUAUUUUAUAAAUUUUUAAAAUAAAAUAUAAAUAAAAUUACCAAAAAAUAUAAAAUAUAAAUUAAAAUUUAAUUUUAAUUAAAAACCUAAUGAAUUAUAAAUUUGUUUUAAUUUUAUUAAAUUUAACUUAAUAAAAUAUAAAUUAAAUUUUUAUUUUAAUUUUUUGUGGGUAAUGGAUACCCACAAUACGAGUAGUAUGAUACUCACACUCAACCCAUUUAUAAAUGGGUAUUAAAAUAUAUGUUACCAGAGGGUAAUAAAUAAAUAAUCGCAGAUACCAACUAUUCGCUAUGGAUUUUAUUCCCAACUAGAUUACAAUCUGCAUCUAAAGGUUACAAGCUACUAUGAGUGUAGAGUUCCAAUUCCACUCCUUAUAGGUUUUAAAUAUAAGAAACGAUUAGUGAAGAGUGAUGAAGGAAAACUUGUAUUGAAUGGAUAUUGAAUUAUGAAAAAUUCAUUGAUAAAUAAAACUAAUAGAACCUUCAUAAAAAAUCCUUAGUAUAUUGUUCAAGGGAAUUGUUGGAGAUCCCACAUCGACUAGAAAUUAGAUGAAUUUAUAGUAUAGAAGUGAGUGCAAACCUUACCUUACAAGUUAUCUUAUAAGAUUAAGUUAAGCUUAAAGUCUACUUCUUAGAAUGGUAUUAAAGUCCACCAAAGUCUGUCCCAACUAUUCGUUGUCUUUAGAAUUAUUCAGUACUUAAAAGGUACUCUAGGGAAAGGGAUAUUUUUCAAGAGAAACAAGAGUCUAAGUAUCGAAUCAUAUAUGGAUGCAGACUAUGCUGGGUCAAUUGUGCACAGAAGAUCAACCAUAGGAUGCUGCACAUUUCUUGGUGGAAAUUUGGUGAGUUGGAAAAGCAAGAAACAAAAUGUAGUGGCUAGAUCAAGUGCUGAAGCAGAAUUUAGAGCCAUGGCCCAAGGAAUAUGUGAAAUUCUAUGGCUAAAGAUUAUAUGUUAGGAAUGGAGAGUUUACGAGUGAAGGAAUAAAACAUUAAAUGCCCAAUUGCCUUAACUGCCUUAGCAGUUAGGAAGAGCGGGGUUAUUGGUUGUAUAAAUAGCAAAUAAUCAAUUGUAGUGGGGGUCGAUUGUUUGAUUGUAGUCUAACAGGGUUUGUCAUCCUGAGGAGGGAGGUUAGGCUCUCUAGAGGGAGGUUAUGCUCCCAAACUCAGUCCUUGUAAAGAGAUUCGUUUACGGUGAAUAAUAGCAAAACUCAUUCUUUCAUUUCUGUUUCUAUCUUUUGAGUGUUUUCUUGUUAGGUUCCAAACCCAGGAACCUAACAUUAUAUUAGAUGAUUUGAAGAUAAGAUGGUAAAAACUUAUGAAGCUAUACUAUGACAGUAAAUCUGCCAUUAGUAUAGCUCAACAUGCAGAUAUUCUUCCCUUCUAAAUUUAACAUGGUAUCAGAGUCAUUGUUAGAGUCUAUCCUAGUGAGAUUUAUUGUUUGUUGGACAUAUUAUUUCACCCGCUAUCAGAUUCCUAUCGGACCAUCCAUUAAUGUCUAGUCUCACGUUCGAAUAUAUAUACCUCGGCGUAAGUGGGUAUGUUGGAAGUCUCACAUUAACUAGAGAUAGGGUCAAUUUAUAGUAUAUAAGUGGGUGCAAACCUCAUUUUACAAGCCGAUUUUGUAGGGUUGAGUUAGACUUAAGGUCCACUUCUUAACAUAAAUCCUUUGUGUAGUUUAGCAAGUUCUUAACAUUUCAAGAGACUAGAGUUUAGAAGCUUCAAUUUGUAAAAAAGGGUCUUUUAAAGUCCCAUUUGUUAAUAUUAACAUUCAUUUUUUUUUGCUUCAAGAAUUUGUGUUAUACUAAUCAUUGACUAUAGAGAAAAUUUUAAUAACUGCUAGUUUAAGUCCCCUAGCAACGUGAUGUGUUGCUUUUUUAUUCUCUUUAUCAUAGUUUUGUUGUUGAUUUCAGCUUCUUAUCUUUAUGGAUGGCAUAUUUUUGUUACCCUUGAACCAUGGAUUUUGCUAUUGUUAACAGAAAUUCUGAUAUCAGUAAGAUAAUAAUCUUAUUUUGCUUAAUCAUCAAUAUUUCUUUGUUCCAUCAUUUAAACCCAUGCCUUUGUGAACAUCAUUAUUUAACGUACCACUUCGGUCAAUAUUCUCUAUAGUUUGUGGCAUGUUCAAGGUUUUCCCAUCCCUUCUAUCUGCAAUGUUUUCUCUUGGUCAUUGGCAAGGUUGAUUUUUGUUAAAAGUACUUAGUUAUUUUAUUAGAUUUUAUGAGAAUAUGUCUAAUGUAGGCUACUUACUGUUGCAUUUAUAUUUGCAUAAGUGGGGUACAAUAAUGAGUUCUUGUACCGAUAUGUUACAUGUGUUGAAGUCUAAUUAAACAUGGGAUGUUUGUAUUAUGUGUACUUUUCAGGUUAGAAAUAUAUGCAUCCUUGCAACCCUUGAGGAAUUUGAUGAAGAUAUGAACUUUUCACUAAAUUGAGAGUCAAUUGUAAUUUCACUUCCAAGGUCUCAUUUUUCACUAAAUAACAAUUGAUUUCUCUAUAUUUAGUUCUCUAGCAAAAGAUUGGAUUAAAAGCAACACAUAGAGCCUUUGGAUAUUACAAAUCAAAUUCUUCAUUGGCAUGCCCAAACUUUAAUAGAUAAAGUUACGGGUGUUUGUGGGUUGGGUUGGUUAGCAUUUGAGUAAACCCAUUACCCAACCCACCAAAAUACUAUCAAUGUUGGGUUUCUGCAUUUUUUAUGUUAAAGCCAAUCCAAUCCAACCACUCAUGAGUGGCUUGGAUUGGGUUUGUCAAUUAGGUCAAGAUUUAAAUUUUUUUUUUUUUUUAAAGUAUCAACCUAAUUAAAAAAUAACACAAUCUUUACAAAAUUUAAUCCAAGACUUCAAGUAAAACAAUAAGUCUAAUCAUAACAAGUUUUGUCCAUACUAAUUUAAAACAUGAAAAGAAAA
Molecule: messenger RNA, 7983 nt
Organism: Vigna angularis (adzuki bean)
Lineage: Eukaryota; Viridiplantae; Streptophyta; Magnoliopsida; Fabales; Fabaceae
Exons: 6
Coding region: 335-3106 (923 amino acids)
Molecular function (GO): metal ion binding
Source: RefSeq, a predicted model, not a curated record